GAAAAGUUUUCCUUUCAACGACUGAAUCUUUUGUAUUUGCAGAAGGGUAGUUAACAGAGCAUGCAUUGAAGGACCACUUACAAUUGAGUUGGGCGAGACGAAAAAUGACAUCCAUGUUCACCAAUAACCAAAGGCAACAAGAGCGGACCGGAAGAUAUGGUACUUCCAGAUUGCAAUACCUUCAGGAAUUGGUGACUCAGUUUCAGAAUUCAUCAGAGGAUGAAAUUAAAGAGAAGAUUUUGGCAAAUUUGGCCAACUUUGCCUAUGAUCCUUACAAUUUUAACUUCUUGCGCCAGCUAAAUGUUUUGGAACUUUUCCUUGACUGCGUAACUGAACCCAAUGAAAAGAUUAUAGAAUUUGGUGUUGGAGGGAUCUGCAAUUCUUGUGUUGAUCCAGCCAACGCUACAAUUGUAGCUGGAGUUGGUGGGAUUCCUCUUAUCAUUCAAUGUUUAUCAAGCCCAGUUAGGAACACUAUAAAUUAUGCACUCGGGGCGCUUUAUUACAUCUGUAAUGAAUCUAACAAGGAAGAGGUUUUAAAGCCUGAAGUUAUUGAUGUCAUCAAGAGGUAUGCAGCAGCUGAAGAAGUUAGUGUGAGCUUCAGUAAUCUGGCUAAAGCAUUUCUUGACAAACAUCUAUCAAGGAACUACUAAGAGAGACAGUCCAUCAUUCCAUUCUCUGUUAUGAUGAUAGUGUAUUUUUUGACUUUUAUAUCCUUUCUAUCUUAAAAAAUUGAUAAAAAUAUUAAGUGACUUUUGUAUCUUUGUGUAUAGAAUGAAGACCUUCAUUUACUUUCUUUUUUUCCUCCAUGGAAAACCAAACCUAUUAAUUGAGUAACAUUGUUAGA
Medicago truncatula (barrel medic) is the source of this 844-nucleotide messenger RNA. Its product is annotated as armadillo repeat-containing protein 7. The record is from RefSeq and is a predicted model, not a curated record. Lineage: Eukaryota; Viridiplantae; Streptophyta; Magnoliopsida; Fabales; Fabaceae. Gene Ontology annotation, molecular function: protein binding. Bases 105 to 650 code for a protein of 181 amino acids. The transcript has 7 exons.